Molecule: messenger RNA, 2316 nt
Organism: Penicillium oxalicum
Lineage: Eukaryota; Fungi; Ascomycota; Eurotiomycetes; Eurotiales; Aspergillaceae
Product: protein phosphatase regulator GAC1
Exons: 3
Coding region: 1-2316 (771 amino acids)
Biological process (GO): regulation of glycogen biosynthetic process
Cellular component (GO): protein phosphatase type 1 complex
Molecular function (GO): protein phosphatase 1 binding; glycogen binding
Source: RefSeq, a predicted model, not a curated record
AUGCCAUACACUGCACCUGCAAAGACGUUGCCCGCCGCGCAGCACAUCGAAUACACGGAAGCCUCCCCGGGGCCUCGUACUGAACGAUCAAGCGCGGCGCGGCCUGCCAACCACCGAUCUCAAAACUCCCGCAACUACUCCUCUACCGCCUACGUCCGCCGGCAUCGACGCAGCCCAUCCAUCUCCAAAUCCAACAGCCCAUCCUCCACCGACUCGUCAACCCACUCUCACCCCACCCUCGAUCCACACGCUAGCCUCCGCCAGUCUCCACCACCUCUCAACAAUGCCAUCAUUCCCCCCGGAGCCGUCAUUUCCCCUCCCGAGUCUGUGAGCAACUCGAGUGAUGAGGAGUCAUCCGGUUCCAAGGACGACAUCAAACUCGAGGAACUGGAGGCUGCAGUGCGCUCCAUCGAGCAACGCAGGGAAUCAUCCCCCGAGAGGAGCACGAUGAGAUCGGCUGAAGAGACGAGUCCCGAGGCUCGGCCCUCCUCCAGUCUGAGUUCAUCUGCACUUCCUCAGGCGAAACCCGAGCCCAAGUUCUUGCGUCUCUCCAAGGAACACCGCAAGAUUUCUCACUCGCGAUCCUCUACGGAAUCUGCAGUGGAGUUGAAGAGAGAACAGGCAUUGACUAGCUCGCCGGACGACAGCGAUGCCGAGGCGGCUCCAAAACCACCCAUGGUACGAAAGAAGUCGGGAGAGCUGGUCCGUCCUGCUCUCCGGCCCGCCACCGCUCGUCGACGACCCUCGAGCAUGCCCGGUACCCCCAAUUAUGCCAAGGCGGUGCACUUUGAUUCUCAGUUGGAGCAUAUUCGGCACUUUCUGCAAUUGGACCGCCCUUUGGCUGUCAGCGCUGAAACCUCUCCGGUCGAUAGCCACGACGGCGAAUCAGAAUUCCCGUUCGGACACGAUGCCGACAAGUCCGGUUCUUCGUGGGAGUGGGAGCUCCGGCUUUCGAACUUCCCGAAGGAUACCGAUGCGCCCCACCAAGCCACUCAUGCAGUCCGCCUAGACCGGCUAUGCCUCUCGUUCGACAAGAAGAGUCUGAUUGGCUCAGUCUCCGUGGCCAACUUGGCUUUCCACAAGCAUGUGGCUGCCCGCUUCACUUUCGAUUACUGGCGAACUGUGUCCGAGGUCACUGCUGUGUACAAUAAUGACAUUCGUCGCAAGCAUGCUCACGAUGGAUAUGACCGAUUCACUUUUGACAUCAAGCUUGACGACCAGGCUAACCUGGAGAGCAAGACCAUGUUCGUCUGUAUUCGCUACAAUGUCGACGGCCAGGAGCAUUGGGACAACAACCAAAACAAGAACUACCAGGUCGACUUUGUCAAGGUACCCAAGACUGCCCCGAGCAAGGCUGCGACCCCUAGCCGCCCAGCUCUUCCUCGCAGUCGCACCUUCACCGGAUCCACCUCGAGCAAUCGGCAGCAGUCCAUGCCCCCCUCGUUCGACGACUUUCCCGAGGUGGGUAAGAGUGCGUCUUUCGGCAACUCGUUCAACUCCAAGGCCGGACCCAUCUUGAGCCGCAGCGCCACAAACGACAUCGACACGGUCGGCCCACCAAAGCGCCGCGAGAAGCCCCACCCGCAAGCAUUCGGCAAUCGAUAUGAUUUUGGAGCUUCGCUGACCGCGGCGAUGCGAACCAAGACGCCUGUCGACCGCACCACCCUCACUGCCCGUGCCCGAUCCUCUCAGCCCACGGAGGCACCCAAGGCCAGAUCGGGGGAAACAGAGCUGGAUGUGAAGCCGGGUCGGAUUUCUCCUGUGAGAGACGAUGCCCGCCCAGGGGACCUGAAGCCUUCCUCACUGGUCUCUAGCAAACCAUGCCACGAGUCCUCGUCGUACAAAGAGCUGGUGGAUAAAUACUGCUUCUAUGGAUCCGCCUCCGACUCAUCGACCCCUGAGAAACCGCCCAGUUUCGGCAAUUUCACCUUGACUCUUAAAGAGGAUGAGAAGUCCAGACUGCUCACCACUGCGGCCCCUUCUCCCCCUCUUUCUCCUCGCUCCUUGCCUGCACGUGAGCCGAGCAUGUCGUCUGACGGAUCUCACUCUGAGGGUCGCUCCGCCUCCUUUCACUCUAGCCCGGGAAGCCCUCGAAUUUCUCGAAGCACCUCUCCAUCAAUGAAUUUUCGCUACCCUUAUCACCACAAGACACUGCAAAAUGGUUUCAUGAAAGACCCUCAGUCAUCGCCAGUCAUUCGAGGGGGCCAUGACGUUUCCUUUCUGGAAAUGCCCGAAUCGCUUGUCUUUCCAUCAUUCGCCGACAGCUCUACCUAUGCACCCUACGUGGGCAUGGGCGUGGGCGUGGGCGCCCAUUGA